UUUUGCAUUCAUACUAGUUUGUUUGUUCAUUUCAUAUACACUACACAAAUAUAUUCCCUGGCUGGUCGGCAGCAUGCCUGGACACGUGGAGGACACGCCCGGUGAGGGGCUGAUGGGUGCCGCAGCAGGGGCAGCGGGCGUGCAACCGGCGGCAGUGCGUCUUCUGCUUACGAUUCUGGCCGGCUAUCCCAUCGCUGCGUUCUACACCGCAUACGUGGCAGAGGCUGUGCCCUUCAAGACGCUGCAUCACAUGUUCUUCUUCGCCUGUGGAGCUGGCCUCUGCUACCUCAACUACGGCGUCGACACGUACCACUCGCUGCUGGGGAUCCUCGUCACAUAUCUGCUGGUCCGGUUCCUGCGACACAACAUCAGGCUGAUGAUUGGCCUGAACGUGGUGUUCCACAUGAGCUAUCUGCUGCUUGGCUACUUGUUCACAGCCAGCAACGAGUACGACAUUCUCUGGACAACGCCGCACUGCGUUUUGGUGCUGCGCAUGAUUGGCCUCGGCUUCGACAUCUCCGACGGUCUCAAGGCAAUGGGGGCUCUGUCCAAGGAACAGAAGGAAACAGCUCUGCCGCAGGUGCCAUCGCUUCUGGAGCUCUCGGCGUUCGCGUACUUCCCCAGCGGUUUCCUGGUAGGACCUCAGUUUCCCCUCCGUCGCUACCAGAACUUUAUCAACGGCGAUUUCCGCCAGCACGAGGGCAAUGUGGAGGCGGGCAUGCGCCGCCUGGCUACCGGCGUGUUCUACCUGAUCGUUUGUCAGCUGGGUCUAAGCGUACUGCCUGAUUCCUAUUUCCUGAGCUCCGAGUUUGCCGAGGUGGGAUUCAUCAAGCGGAUCUUUCUGCUCGGUUUCUGGGCAAAGUUCAACCUGUACAAGUACGUCUCGUGCUGGCUGCUCACCGAGGGCGCCCUCAUAUACAUUGGCUUCACCUACAAGGGCAAGGAUGUGCAUGGCCAGCCCGACUGGUCCGGCUGCAGCAAUGUCAAGCUGAUCCUGCUGGAGACGGGCAACACCAUGGAGCACUACAUACAGAGCUUCAAUGUGAACACAAACCGGUGGGUGGGACAGUAUGUGUACAGGCGUUUGAAGUUCCUCGACAAUCGCACGAUCAGCUAUGUGGCCGCCCUGGGUUUCCUGGCCGUCUGGCAUGGCUUUCACAGUGGCUACUAUAUGGCCUUCCUCAUGGAGUACAUGAUUGUCAGCACGGAGAAGCAGAUCGCUCGUUUCUAUGAGCAGGCGAUCCUACCACAAUAUGGCAGCAUCCUGAGCAGAUCGGACAUCUACAACGUGCUCUACUUCGUGACCCUGAAGUCCUACAACAUUGUCUACAUGGGAUGGGGUCUGACGCCCUUUGUGUUCCUCAAGUACGAGCGUUGGAUCGUAGUCUUCGCGGCCGUGAACUAUUUCGGCUUCAUCUACCUAAUCAUCUGGGCUGUCUUCUAUCAAACCUUUGGGCACUUUUCGGGCAACGACCACGGGCAAUGAUGUCGCCACAGGAGACGAAAAUUUUCCAGUUUUUUGCCACAUGAACAUUGUUCCAUAUUCUUUUGCAAUUCUACUAAAAAAAUUGAGAAGUUUCUUGCCAAAUACAACAUUUCAUAAGA
Drosophila persimilis is the source of this 1605-nucleotide messenger RNA. Its product is annotated as lysophospholipid acyltransferase 5. Gene Ontology annotation, molecular function: lysophospholipid acyltransferase activity; 1-acylglycerophosphocholine O-acyltransferase activity. The coding region runs from base 74 to 1486 and encodes 470 amino acids. Gene Ontology annotation, biological process: lipid modification; phosphatidylcholine biosynthetic process. The record is from RefSeq and is a predicted model, not a curated record. The transcript has a single exon. NCBI's taxonomy places the organism in Eukaryota, Metazoa, Arthropoda, Insecta, Diptera, Drosophilidae. Gene Ontology annotation, cellular component: membrane.